Agrilus planipennis (emerald ash borer) is the source of this 766-nucleotide messenger RNA. Its product is annotated as thioredoxin-2-like. The transcript is spliced from 3 exons. Lineage: Eukaryota; Metazoa; Arthropoda; Insecta; Coleoptera; Buprestidae. The record is from RefSeq and is a predicted model, not a curated record. Bases 338 to 661 code for a protein of 107 amino acids. Gene Ontology annotation, molecular function: protein-disulfide reductase activity.
GGGUCAUUUUUAAGAACCUAACCAACUGGGUCACCACCUGUCUAAAUCUCCUUUGAACCCUUUCCUUUAAUCUAUUUUUAAAUGCCGCGCGCAGCAGGAAACAACUGAUUGAUAUUGACGAGAUUUGAAAAUUUCGAUUAAAAUUUCCGCAAAGAAUGCUUAGAAAUGACCGCGAUUGAUUUCUGACAUACAGUUUAGACAGUUCUUUUUCAACAGAAAAUUAAAAGACUGCUGCUGCUUUUGCUUUUUUAACACACGUCCCAGUGAGUCUACUCUUAUAUUACCAUCUGACAUAAAGGUUAACCAUAUUUGUCGCUCUUUUACCUGUUGUAAGAAGAUGGCGGUGAUAUACAUUAAAAACAAGGAAGACUUUGAUUCGAAAUUAGCUGAUGCUGGAGAUCAGUUAGUGGUUGUUGAUUUCUUUGCUAAUUGGUGUGGACCAUGCAAAGUUAUUGCACCAAAACUGGAAGAUUUAGCGAAAGAGUUCGCUAACUGCCUGCUCAUUUUAAAGGUUGACGUGGACGAAUGUGAAGAUCUGGCGACGGAAUAUAACGUGUGUGCAAUGCCGACAUUUCUUUUUAUAAAAAAUAAGCACGUCGUGGCACAAUUUAGCGGUGCUAACUAUGAAAAACUUAGAGAUACUAUAGUAAAUAAUCAGUAAUCGUUUGUUUUUUACACUACUUUGUUUCUGUGACAUUCCAUUCUUGUUAUUAAUUGUUCAAGAAUCGUUUAUUUUUUGGAUAGAAUAAAUUAUUUGCGAUAAAAA